CCGCCGAACCCACCACGAACCCGCCAGAGACUCCCGGAAGCAUGUCGUCGGAGCACAGCUUCAUGGCGACGUCGGCGCCCGCCCCGCCGCCGCCAGCGCUGGCCGCGCAGCCAGGCCUCCCUCCGAACACAAACGCGCAACCGCACUCGCAGACGCCGGGCCACCCGUCCUUCCGGCGACAGCGCGCAAGCAGGGCCUGCGAGACCUGCCAUGCCCGGAAAGUGCGCUGCGACGCCGCCAGCCUCGGGGUGCCCUGCACCAACUGCACCGCCUUUUCCAUCGAGUGCCGCAUCCCCACGCCCAAGCGCAAGAAGACGGCCGCGGUGAAGACGCAGGAUUCGCAGAGUGAAUUCGGCGAGGACGACCGCUCCCCCGCACCGAGCAGCGCCACGCCUGGCGAGCAGCAGCGCGACAAGACCACCGUGUACAACUCGCCCGACGGCACCCCCUCCACCACCGUCUCCCCGGCCUAUGCCGCCCAGCAGGCCGCCCACAAUGGCACCUACGUGCAGUUCAUGAAGCCCAAGUUCGCGCGCGCGCCCAUCAAAGACGCCGGCCGCGUCGCAUACUUGGGCGAGUCCUCCAACCUCUCCCUGCUGGUCCACGACCGCUAUGGGACCACCGACACGGUGCACUACCCGCUGCCCGAGAAUGUGCGCGGAGCCAAGGCCCGCGUGAACGAGCUGGACAACAUGGAAAUCGAGAUACUCCACCAACGGGGUGCGUUCCUGCUUCCCCCGCGAGCGCUGUGCGACGAAUUGGUCGAUGCCUUCUUCAAAUGGGUUGCUCCUGUGGUGCCAGUCAUAAACAGGAGCAGGUUCAUGCGACAAUACAGGGACCCAAAGAAUCCGCCCUCUUUGCUGCUGCUACAAGCUAUCCUGCUGGCGGGGUCGCGUGUCUGCACCAAUCCCCAGCUCAUGGACGCGAAUGGCUCGACCACGCCCGCAGCCAUGACCUUCUACAAACGCGCAAAGGCUCUUUUCGAUGCCAACUACGAAGAUGAUAGAGUGACCAUAGUGCAGUCUACCAUUUUGAUGGGCUGGUACUGGGAAGGGCCCGAGGAUGUCACCAAGAAUGUAUUCUACUGGAGCAGAGUUGGCAUCGUUAUAGCCCAGGGCUCGGGUAUGCAUCGGAGCGUUGAAGGCUCGCAGCUCAGCAAGUCCGACAAGCGGCUCUGGAAACGCAUAUGGUGGUCGCUCUUCUCGCGGGACCGCUCAGUAGCCGUGGCGCUUGGACGCCCUGUUGCCAUCAAUCCCGAAGACUCGGACGUUGAGAUGAUUACCGAGGACGACUUCAUCGAGGACGAGCCAGACCGACCCGCAGAGUAUCCGCCCGAUCCUGUACACGUUCACUUCUUCAUCAACUACGUAAAGCUCUGCGAGAUCAUGGGCCUGGUCCUCUCACAGCAAUACUCCGUCGCUUCCAAGUUCAGACGAAACGCUCUCGAUCUGACCCACAGCGAUAUGGCUCUCGCGGACUGGCUGCAGAAUUGUCCCCCUGAUGUGCAAUGGGACAAAUCACGGCACCAUUUCUGGGCGGCGUUGCUGCACUCGAACUACUACACCACGCUCUGCCUGUUACAUCGAGCCCAUAUGCCACCGGCUGGCUCCCCGAAAGCGAACAAUACCAACGGAUUCGACGAACACGCAUAUCCUUCUCGAACAAUCGCCUAUCAAGCAGCUGCCAUGAUCACCUCCAUCGUUGAAAACCUUCGCGCGCACGACGAAAUCCGGUACACCCCCGCAUUCAUAGUAUACAGCUUAUUCUCCGCCUUGAUCAUGCACGUCUAUCAAAUGCGCUCCUCGAACAAGUCGAUCGUAUCAGCUACGGAGCAACGGCUGCAAAUAUGCAUGGACGCGCUGAAGGAGGUUUCGAAGGUGUGGCUUGUGGCGAAGAUGGUGCAUACUCUGUUCGAAUCCAUCCUGGGCAACAAGCAUCUGGAGGAGCGCUUGCAGAAAGCUGCCGGCAAGCGACAUCAGAAGAAUAAACCCUCAAUGCCUCAGCCACCUCCAAAGCCCGCACAGGAAGCCGCGCAGAAGCGGAAGUUUGACGAUAUGGACUUCGGAGGCUUCCCACAAGUCAAUGGCCCUCCAGCCCCGCAGGUGUCCUAUGAGCGUUCGAGGCCACAGACACCUGCUGUAACACCUUCUCGAGAUCUGCCGCAAGUGCCACAAAUGCCACAAAUCACACAUGGGUCACCACAGAUGUCACGCCAGAACAAUGAUGCCUUCAUGGGUCCAUCGCGAUCUGGAACACGACCUACAACGCCAUUCAAUCCGUCGUACUCAUACCCUGGCACUCCUCCAGAUUUUUUCUUGGUUACACGCCAAUCUCCCAAUAUUUCCCAGGAGCUGUGGCAGAACUUCCAACCUGAUCAGCUCUUUCCUGCAGAGUCGAACCUCAGCAUCCAGCAGCAGUCGCCAUCGCAAAAUCAUAGUCUUGUCGACCCUGCAUUGUCGCGACCACAGACGAUGGCGAUGCAUCCGGCGAGCAACGACCCGAGCCAGCAAUCCAUGCCAUCCCAGCAGCCAAUGCAAGGGGGCGCGUCGAUGCCAGGCUUUGACCAUAACAACCCCCAAGCAUGGCAUCAGCAGAUGGACAUUAUGCAGCAGAAUCAGCAAAAUGCUUCAGCCGACGAUAACUGGAGCAAUAGCAGCAAUGGACGACAGAACCCCAUUGUGCCCACAACGUUGAACGUGGAAGACUGGUUCAACUUCUUUGGCUUCAACGGCAAUGGCGAGGGCGCAGAGACGUUCCAGAACGCACUAUACCACGCAGGCUUGCAGUAAUAUACCAGGUACAUUUUUCGCAUUGGCAGCUAUCUGCUCUGUCUCGAGCAUAUCGAGCAUAUGAUCUAGGUUCGAUUCCGCGGUUAGCUAUUAGCAGGGCGUUUUUCGAUGCAACAGAGCGGGGGUUUGUUCGUUUACACCUGGUUAGGUAUAACGAUAUAUGGAUGUACCCAAAGAGGCCGGUCUGGGAACAGGUUCUAUGUACUAUAUGUUUGUUGUGCAUGAUCAGUCUUUGAGCGUUGUACCAAGCGUACACUAGAAUCCACAUGCCUCGAGGCGAG
Molecule: messenger RNA, 3070 nt
Organism: Paraphaeosphaeria sporulosa
Lineage: Eukaryota; Fungi; Ascomycota; Dothideomycetes; Pleosporales; Didymosphaeriaceae
Exons: 7
Coding region: 63-2789 (908 amino acids)
Biological process (GO): DNA-templated transcription; regulation of DNA-templated transcription
Molecular function (GO): DNA-binding transcription factor activity, RNA polymerase II-specific; DNA binding; zinc ion binding
Source: RefSeq, a predicted model, not a curated record